CAAACCCAACCUAUCCCCCUCCAACCCUCCAUAUAAAUACUCACUAUCAUCACAAUCGCACCUAGGUUUUAGCUUCCUUCUCCGCUGGCAUUUCCGUGAGUUCAUCAAACCGUCUCUCUACUCCGUUGAAAAUGGUGAAGGGUCGUCAAGGCGAGCGUAUCAGACUCUACGUCAGGGGAACUAUUCUCGGUUACAAGAGGUCGAAGUCGAACCAGUAUCCAAACACCUCUUUGAUUCAGAUCGAAGGUGUUAACACAAAGGAGGAGGUAGCAUGGUACCAGGGAAAGCGUAUGGCGUACAUCUACAAGGCCAAGGUCAAGAAGGAUGGUUCACACUAUCGCUGCAUUUGGGGAAAGGUCAUUAGGCCUCAUGGUAACAGUGGUGUCGUGAGAGCUAAGUUCAAGUCCAAUCUGCCCCCCAAAUCCAUGGGAGCUAGGGUUAGGGUGUUCAUGUACCCAAGCAACAUCUGA
Molecule: messenger RNA, 470 nt
Organism: Ilex paraguariensis (yerba mate)
Lineage: Eukaryota; Viridiplantae; Streptophyta; Magnoliopsida; Aquifoliales; Aquifoliaceae
Source: the annotation of a GenBank genome assembly